This is a messenger RNA of Syngnathus acus (greater pipefish), 3303 nucleotides long. It is a transcript of the gene ccdc187, whose product is annotated as coiled-coil domain containing 187. Lineage: Eukaryota; Metazoa; Chordata; Actinopteri; Syngnathiformes; Syngnathidae. The transcript has 12 exons. The record is from RefSeq and is a predicted model, not a curated record. Bases 579 to 2645 code for a protein of 688 amino acids.
GUCUGUAACGUGUUGGGGGGGAAAAAAAAUGCCGCAUUCAAAGACAGUGGACAUUUUCCAAAGCAGAAAACUGAAGCGUCGAACAAAUUCACCUUUUUUUUUUUGUUUGCAAGCAGUGGACAUUGAUUAUUGACGAAAUCAAGGCCAGAUCUAUUUUUGAGUGAAAGUAGCGAAUACACUCGAUCUGGCACAAGGGCUGAAUCCUGACUUCCCGGAAACACGCGAACACAGCAGCCGAUAUCCUCACACUGGACUCACCGCACCGCAGUGAGUCCACCUCGGCUUCAAGUUUCAAUGUCCACGUUGGGCUUUUGUUUUAUUUGAACGGACGGCAACUGUUGGGUUCAUUUAACGACGAACGAUUUGUACCGUUGAGCUGCAGGACACGCAAGGAAGGAAGGACGACGAAAGUUGUCGCUGGGCUGCCGGUUGUCAACGUCGGCGGCUACGGCUACGGCUACUUGUUGAAAAGUCACUGCUGCGACAGGGGGAAGAAGAAAAAAAAGAAGGAAGCACCUCGCUCGAUGCAGUGAUGGCCCAAUGAUGGCCCCAAUGAUGGCCCCAGUGAUGGCCCAGUGAUGGCAGAGCUCCAGAUCGACCAAUCCAACCUCCCCCGUGUGCAGGAAGUGUGCCAAAGUUUUGCUGUGUUGGAAGAUGGCGUGUUGGCACACAAUCUCCAGGAGCAGGAAAUCGAGCAGUACUACUCCAGCAACGUUCAGAAGAACCAGCUGGUGCAGAACGACAUCCGUGUGGCCAAGCGGCUCCAGGAUGAGGAGGAGGAGCGGCGGCGGCGCAGAGCCCUGCUGAGGCAAGAGGAGGAGGACGACGACUUUGAGUACGCUCGCCUCAUCCAGGAGGAGAUCCGGAGGCGGGCCCAAGAGGUCCGGAGGCGGGAGCGGGACGACCAGGAAAUGGCCAAACAGAUGCAGGAGGAAGAAGAGCUGAUGAUGAGGAGAGCCAGGGAGGAGGAGCACCACCGAGGCAGCUCCGGCGGCGGCGCUUGUAUGCCGCCGCUACCGAGCCAGCGUCAGCAUGCACUCAGCGGACGCCGUCCCGCUCAGGCGCUCUACUCGCCUACUACCAGCAGGUGGCACUAUUGUAACACUCGCAACCCUCCUGAGCACAGCCGCCCUCCGCUGCCACCUUACCACCCUGGCCGGGCUUUUGCAAGCGAGUCAUUGCACGCACACUCGGACCGCUUUGAACAGAGAGCAAAUCAAAGACGCGACCCGGCGGUGGCGCCUCUCCAUCGCCGAUUGUCACUUCGUCUACCUGGGGAGAGACACGGCCGCUACACUCCUGGCAGCGUCGCAGAGGAAGAGUAUUACGGCCGUGCCGACGGAGAGGAGCGGCAGCGGGAGGUGGACCGGCGAGUAGAAAAUGGGCCGCCGCGGGCCGGCCAGGACAGGGCCUCCGGAGCAGCGGAGGCCGGAGAACAGCGGCGGUGGCGGCGCAGCCAAUCCCUUGGGGUUCACGACCGCCCGAGACGGGGCAGCGGAGACAACGCCGACAAACGCGUGCGCUUUGCCACGGACGGCGGGAGCUCCUGCCGGAGCGGACCCCCGGACGCCAGCGUGCCGCGUCUGUGGGAGAUGCUGGGCCACGUCCUCCGAGAGCGAGGCGUUCCCGUCAGCGUGGGAGGGAGCGGGGCGCCGCUGAAAAUCACCCCCCAAAGCCCGGCCGGUGGCCCGAGCCACCCCCCGCACGGGACGGCUUUCCUAAGAGCGGCCUCCGCCAGCCACAGUUUCCACGGCCACAUCCGGGAAAGGAGGAGCUCAUCCCGCCGGGAUGUCGGCGAGCGGGAGCGCAGACUGGACGGCCGCUUUUCCCACAUGGGUGGCGGAGGAGCGGGCAACGACGGGAGGAGGGGGCGUCACGACGGGGGGAGGGGGCUCGCCGACGUGCACGAGGACCCGCCGGAGAGGAUCGCUGACGGCCGCCGGACCGCCGAACAAGCUUUCGGUUCAGACGAGGAGGCAGGAGGGCAGAGGGGAGCGCAGCGGAGCUUUCUGAGGAGAACCGGCAGCUGGCUCGGGUGGAGACGCUCGGCACCAGGAGCGUCGUUGCCCUCGAAGAAGAAGCAGACCAGCCUGGACCUGGGGGACCUGCAGCAGGUCCUUCAUGAUGAGGAGCUGGCCCGCAAGCUACACGAGCAAGAAAACAACUUGUUGGCCGGGACCUCCCGAAGGCCGUCAUGUGGUCGCUACCCCGAGGGGGACUUCCGGGUCGCACAGGUGGCUCAGGAUGAGGAAAUCGCUCACUACAUGCAGAAGCAAGAGAUGGAGUCAAACCGCAUGUCACGGCAGCUGGAAGAACCGACGUCGCACCGUCACGACCGGAGGACCGCGCCAGACCGCCAGGUGGAAUCGGAGGGGCUCCCCUCCCCCGUGGAGGACCGCUCUCUGGCCAGCCCCGUCUCAACGCUGAGACAAUCGCCGCCGGUCCAGAACAUUGCGGAGGAACUGGACCCGACCUUCCGGGCCAAGAGGCAAGGGGCGGACAUCCUCCAGACGGAGCAGAACGGCAGCGCCUGUCAGUGGCUUCCCGGCCCGCGCCGCUUACUGGAGGAGCCCGCCUUCAUCCUGCCCACCAAGCGUCAAAAGGACAAAGCCAAAGAAAAGAAGGAAAAGUGUAAACAACAAUGACACUUGAGCAUUAUGGGCCCGAGCGAGCGAGCGAGGCACAACUUGUUGCCCGUAGAUUUGUACCGGAAAGGAUGCGAGCCGAUCCAUUUUGGAUUCUUCCUGAAAGGCAAUCCGGUGUCAUUCCAAGGUCUCUGCGGAAGCGCGUAUCAUCGCUGUCGGGUCGUGCCUCGAGACACGAGCGGAAGUCGUUGCGCGGCCAUGCUCGUAACUCCAAAACUGCUGGUGUUGAUUUGGUGUGAAUUUUAAGGGGGGCACUCCGUAAGCUUGUACUUUACGGGAAUAUUCCAAAGAAGCAGCACAAGUGCCUUGAGGAAUCCCACCAGAGUUGGAGGCGGGUCUUGCCUCCAGUUAGCCAGGCCUUUCUUUUUUUUUUUUUUUUUUUUGAGGGAUCUUUCCCCAUUUGCCAAAGUGAUGCUUUUUGGAAACUGGGUUGACUUGAGUUAGCUGCCAACGUGAAGCGCUCAUAUUGCAAGUCCAAAAUGGCUUGAAUGGCGGCUUGUAUCCCGUUUUGGGGCCGCUUUGUUUUUUUUAGCAUACAGCACAAAAAUAGUUGAGCCUUUUUUUUUUACAUGAAAAUGGCAUUGGACCUCAUUGUUCUUUUUCUAUUAUUUGUCACAGUAUUUGUUUGAAUACAGCAGCACGUUCAUGCACGUCUGGA